Messenger RNA from Pantherophis guttatus, 13973 nucleotides. It is a transcript of the gene CACNA1C, whose product is annotated as calcium voltage-gated channel subunit alpha1 C. Gene Ontology annotation, biological process: calcium ion import across plasma membrane. Gene Ontology annotation, molecular function: high voltage-gated calcium channel activity. NCBI's taxonomy places the organism in Eukaryota, Metazoa, Chordata, Lepidosauria, Squamata, Colubridae. Gene Ontology annotation, cellular component: voltage-gated calcium channel complex; membrane. The record is from RefSeq and is a predicted model, not a curated record.
CGAAGGAGAAAGGGACUGCAAGCAACCAUAAGACACAGGCUUUAAAGAACAGUCUGGAAGGAAAACCUAAAAAGAAAAAGGGAAAAAAAAACAUGCACAGAAUUUUACUUAAAGUGCCUUCCUAAUAGUAUUUGGGGGAGGAGGAGCAUUAACCCAAUUUGGCUAUUAUCACAUAUUUUGUGGCAAUCUGACUACUUUUGACCAGAUAGCUUUUUUUUUUUUUUGCAUAGCGUUAAGUUAGAGAACCGUUCCUGCUAUUUAUCCGUUUUUAUCUAUCUGGAUUGUGAAUUCAGAAGAAGAUGUUUCAGACCCUCGUAAGGAAAGCAACCUCAGCAUAUCGUCCACUACCUACACAUCAGCCAGGGGAACCUGGAGUGAAAUAUGCAGGCAAGAUGGUUCAUGAAACUCAACUCAGCUGCUUCUAUAUUCCACCUGGAGGUUCCAACUAUGUGAGUCCCCGUCCGGCUCAUGCCAACAUGAAUGCUAAUGCAGCAACGGGGCUGGCACCUGAGCAUAUCCCUACUCCGGGUGCAGCCCUCUCCUGGCAGGCUGCUAUCGAUGCUGCCAGGCAGGCGAAGUUGAUGGGUGCUGCUGGCAAUGCAACCAUAUCCACCGUUAGCUCCACACAGAGGAAACGGCAACAGUAUGGGAAACAGAAAAAACAGGGUACCACGACCGCUACACGUCCUCCCCGGGCACUGCUGUGUUUAACAUUGAAAAAUCCCAUCCGGAGGGCAUGUAUCAGUAUUGUUGAAUGGAAAUAUCCUUUUCUGGUACCAUUUGAAAUUAUUAUUUUACUGACUAUUUUUGCCAAUUGUGUGGCCUUAGCUAUCUAUAUCCCCUUUCCAGAAGACGAUUCCAAUGCCACCAAUUCCAAUCUGGAACGAGUGGAAUAUCUCUUUCUCAUAAUUUUUACAGUGGAAGCAUUUUUAAAAGUAAUAGCAUAUGGACUUCUCUUUCAUCCUAAUGCUUACCUCCGGAAUGGCUGGAAUUUACUAGAUUUUAUAAUUGUGGUAGUAGGGCUUUUUAGUGCAAUUUUAGAACAAGCAACCAAAGCAGAUGGGGUAAAUUCACUGGGAGGUAAAGGUGCUGGAUUUGAUGUUAAAGCACUUAGAGCUUUCCGCGUACUGCGCCCUUUACGGCUGGUAUCUGGAGUUCCUAGCCUUCAGGUGGUGUUAAAUUCCAUUAUCAAGGCCAUGGUCCCAUUGCUGCACAUUGCCCUGCUGGUGCUGUUUGUCAUAAUUAUCUAUGCCAUCAUUGGGUUGGAGCUCUUCAUGGGAAAGAUGCACAAAACAUGCUACUUAACAGGGAUUGCCACAGAUACACCUGCAGAGGAAGAACCUGCUCCCUGUGCUCCAGUAUCUCAACAUGGACGGCAGUGUCAGAAUGGCACUGAAUGUAGGGCCAUAUGGGAGGGACCCAAACAUGGCAUUACCAACUUUGACAACUUUGCCUUUGCCAUGUUAACUGUGUUUCAGUGCAUCACCAUGGAGGGCUGGACAGAUGUGCUCUACUGGGUCAAUGAUGCCAUAGGAAGGGAGUGGCCCUGGAUCUAUUUUGUUACACUAAUCAUCAUAGGCUCAUUUUUUGUACUUAACUUGGUUCUCGGUGUACUUAGCGGGGAGUUUUCUAAAGAGAGAGAAAAAGCAAAAGCUCGAGGUGACUUUCAGAAACUAAGAGAGAAACAGCAACUGGAGGAGGACCUAAAGGGAUAUCUAGACUGGAUAACUCAGGCAGAAGAUAUAGAUCCAGAAAAUGAGGAUGAAGGCAUGGAUGAGGAGAAGCCCCGAAACAUGAGCAUGCCCACCAGUGAGACAGAAUCUGUGAACACCGACAAUGUGGCGGGAGGCGAUAUUGAAGGAGAAAACUGCGGUGCACGACUGGCGCACCGGAUUUCUAAAUCUAAGUUUAGCCGCUACUGGCGUAGAUGGAAUCGAUUCUGUAGACGAAAAUGUCGAGCUGCUGUCAAAUCCAAUGUGUUCUACUGGCUUGUGAUCUUCCUGGUGUUUCUCAACACACUUGCCAUUGCCUCUGAGCAUUACAAUCAACCAGACUGGCUCACUGAAGUCCAAGACACUGCGAAUAAGGUAUUGCUGGCUUUGUUCACGGCUGAGAUGCUGCUGAAGAUGUACAGCCUGGGUCUUCAGGCUUAUUUUGUGUCUCUCUUCAACCGCUUUGAUUGUUUCAUCGUUUGUGGCGGAAUCCUGGAAACUAUCUUAGUGGAAACAAAAAUCAUGUCCCCACUUGGCAUCUCCGUGCUGAGAUGUGUACGACUUCUGAGAAUCUUUAAAAUCACAAGGUACUGGAAUUCCUUGAGUAAUUUGGUGGCUUCCUUGCUCAACUCAGUGCGCUCCAUUGCCUCCCUGCUGCUGCUCCUCUUCCUCUUCAUCAUCAUCUUCUCCCUCCUAGGGAUGCAGCUCUUUGGGGGCAAGUUUAACUUUGAUGAGAUGCAGACCAGGAGAAGCACCUUUGACAACUUUCCACAGUCAUUGCUCACUGUGUUUCAGAUCCUGACUGGGGAGGACUGGAAUUCGGUGAUGUAUGAUGGAAUCAUGGCUUAUGGCGGCCCCUCUUUUCCAGGCAUGUUGGUCUGUAUUUACUUCAUCAUCCUCUUCAUCUGUGGAAACUAUAUCCUGCUGAAUGUCUUCUUGGCCAUUGCUGUCGACAAUCUUGCUGAUGCCGAAAGCUUGACAUCUGCUCAAAAGGAGGAGGAAGAGGAAAAAGAAAGGAAAAAACUAGCAAGGACUGCCAGUCCUGAGAAGAAAAAGGAGCCUGAGAAGCCAGCUAUGGAGGCAGAGACAAAGGAGGAAAAAAUUGAGCUGAAAUCAAUUACAGCUGAUGGAGAAUCUCCAUCUUCUAAUAAGAGCAACACAGAUGAAUAUCAGCCAAAUGAAACUGAAGAGAAAAAUCCCUAUCCUACUGCAGAGACACCAGGAGAGGAUGAUGAAGAAGAACAACCAGAGAUGCCCGUUGGACCUCGUCCUCGCCCUAUGUCUGAACUGCAUCUUAAGGAGAAAGCGGUGCCAAUGCCAGAAGCCAGUGCUUUUUUCAUUUUCAGUCCCAGCAACAAAUUUCGGGUCCACUGUCAUCGCAUCGUUAAUAACAACAUUUUCACCAACCUGAUCCUUUUUUUCAUCUUGCUCAGCAGCAUCUCUCUGGCAGCUGAGGACCCAGUUCGGCAUUACUCAGUUAGAAAUCAAAUCCUAGGCAAUGCAGAUUAUGUCUUCACUAGUAUCUUUACAUUAGAAAUUAUUCUUAAGAUGACUGCUUAUGGGGCUUUCCUUCACAAAGGCUCCUUCUGCAGAAACUACUUCAACAUCCUGGACCUUCUGGUGGUUAGCGUUUCUCUCAUCUCCUUCGGGAUCCAGUCCAGCGCAAUCAACGUGGUGAAGAUAUUACGUGUUUUGAGAGUCCUCAGACCAUUGCGGGCAAUCAACAGAGCGAAGGGUUUAAAGCACGUGGUUCAAUGCGUAUUUGUAGCCAUACGAACCAUAGGGAAUAUUGUGAUCGUGACCACUUUGUUGCAGUUCAUGUUUGCCUGCAUUGGCGUUCAGUUGUUCAAGGGCAAACUGUACAGCUGCACUGAUAGCUCCAAGCAAACAGAAGCAGAAUGCAAGGGCAAUUUUAUCACUUACAAGGAUGGGGAAGUGUCUCAACCGAUGAUCCAGGCCCGAAGCUGGGAGAAUAGCAAAUUCGAUUUUGACAAUGUCCUGACAGCUAUGAUGGCCCUUUUCACUGUUUCAACCUUUGAAGGCUGGCCAGAACUGCUGUAUCGAUCUAUCGAUUCUCAUAUGGAAGAUGUGGGGCCCAUCUAUAACCACAGGGUGGAGAUCUCAAUUUUCUUCAUUAUUUAUAUCAUCAUCAUUGCUUUCUUCAUGAUGAACAUCUUUGUUGGUUUCGUGAUCGUCACAUUUCAAGAGCAAGGAGAACAGGAAUAUAAGAACUGUGAGCUUGAUAAGAACCAGCGUCAAUGUGUAGAAUACGCCCUGAAGGCCCGGCCCCUGCGAAGAUAUAUCCCCAAAAACCAGUACCAAUAUAAAGUAUGGUAUGUGGUGAACUCCACCUAUUUUGAAUACCUGAUGUUCGUCCUCAUCUUGCUGAACACCAUCUGCCUAGCCAUGCAGCACUAUGGUCAAAGUAUCCUCUUCAAACAAGCAAUGAACAUCCUCAACAUGCUGUUCACCGGCCUUUUCACCGUUGAGAUGGUUCUGAAGUUAAUUGCCUUCAAACCCAAGGGUUACUUUAGUGAUCCUUGGAAUAUUUUUGACUUCCUCAUCGUAAUUGGCAGCAUUAUAGACGUCAUUCUCAGUGAAACUAAUCACUAUUUCUGUGAUGCAUGGAAUACAUUUGACGCCUUGAUUGUUGUGGGUAGCAUUGUUGAUAUAGCAAUCACCGAGGUGACCAACACAGAGGACAACUCUCGCAUCUCAAUCACCUUUUUCCGACUCUUCCGUGUGAUGCGUCUGGUGAAGCUCUUGAGUCGAGGGGAGGGCAUCCGCACGCUGCUCUGGACCUUCAUCAAGUCUUUCCAGGCUCUCCCCUAUGUGGCUCUAUUAAUAGUAAUGCUGUUUUUUAUCUACGCCGUCAUUGGGAUGCAGGUGUUUGGUAAAAUUGCACUAAACGAUACUUCAGAUAUCAAUCGGAACAACAACUUUCAAACAUUUCCUCAGGCUGUGCUCCUGCUUUUCAGAUGUGCUACUGGUGAAGCUUGGCAGGAAAUCAUGCUGGCAUGCCUAUCUGAUAAGAAGUGUGACCCUGAAUCUGUGGAACCAAACAGUACUACUGAAGGUGAACAUCCCUGCGGGAGCAGCUUUGCUGUAUUUUAUUUCAUCAGUUUCUACAUGCUUUGUGCCUUUCUAAUCAUUAACCUUUUUGUUGCCGUUAUCAUGGAUAAUUUUGAUUACCUAACCCGUGAUUGGUCCAUUCUGGGUCCCCAUCAUCUGGAUGAGUUUAAACGGAUUUGGGCAGAGUAUGAUCCUGAAGCCAAAGGACGUAUCAAACAUCUAGAUGUCGUAACACUCCUGCGUCGGAUACAACCUCCUCUGGGUUUCGGAAAGCUCUGUCCUCACAGGGUAGCUUGCAAGCGUCUUGUCUCUAUGAAUAUGCCAUUGAAUAGUGAUGGAACUGUUAUGUUUAAUGCAACCUUAUUUGCACUAGUAAGAACAGCACUGAGAAUCAAAACAGAAGGUAAUUUGGAACAAGCCAAUGAGGAGUUGCGUGCAAUCAUUAAGAAAAUCUGGAAGCGCACUAGCAUGAAAUUGUUGGAUCAGGUUGUACCCCCAGCAGGAGAUGAUGAGGUUACAGUUGGAAAAUUCUAUGCCACAUUCCUAAUUCAAGAGUAUUUCCGGAAAUUCAAAAAACGCAAAGAACAGGGUCUUGUGGGCAAACCUUCACAACGUAAUGCUCUUUCUCUACAGGCUGGUCUGCGCACAUUACAUGACAUUGGACCAGAGAUUCGAAGGGCAAUAUCUGGAGACUUAACAGCAGAAGAGGAACUAGACAAGGCCAUGAAAGAAGCUGUUUCUGCUGCUUCUGAAGAUGAUAUUUUCAGGAGAGCUGGUGGCUUGUUUGGAAAUCAUGUCAGCUAUUACCAAAGUGAUGGCAGAAGCUCAUUCCCUCAGACAUUCACUACUCAGCGCCCUUUGCACAUCAACAAAUCUAGCAACAACCAAGGAGACACUGAAUCCCCAUCCCAUGAGAAGCUUGUCGAUUCCACCUUCACGCCAAGUAGUUACUCCUCAUCAGGUUCCAAUGCUAACAUCAAUAAUGCCAACAAUACUGCCUUGAGACGCUUUUCUAAUCCACCAAGCUAUUCCAACACUGUCAGCACCGUGGACAGCUACAGCACCCCUUCCUCCGCCACUGUACGGAUCCAGGAAGUUCCUUGGAAGUUCAGAUGCAGAAGAUCCUACUCCAGAGACAGCCAAGUAGCAAUUGUUAGUGAAGAGGAAGCUCCUCAGGUGGAAGAAACAUAUAGUGAGCAAUUAAAUGAAGAAACUGAAUAUUGCAGUGAACCAAAUUUGUUAUCACCUGAAAUGUUAUCAUACCAAGAUGAUGAACACCGACAGCUAACUCUCCCAGAAAGCAAAGAAGACAUCCAGCCAUCUCCAAAGAUCGGAUUUCUACAUUCCUCAUCACUAAGUCGAAGAGCAUCCUUCCAUCUGGAGUGUCUAAAGAGACAGAAAAAUCAGACUGCAGGUGUUCCCCAGAAAACAAUAUUACCUUUGCAUCUAGUACAUCGCCAGGCACUAGCAGUUGCAGGUCGGAGUCCUCUUCAAAGUAGUCAUUCCUCAAUUAGAUCUUCUCGACCCUGUUCCACACCCUCUGCAACACAUUGUACACAAGACUGGCCACAGCAACAUGAUAAAGGAUUGUGGCCUGAUGAGGAGGAAUCCAAUGAGAAACUCAAUAAUAGCUUCCCAUCAAUAUACUGCAGUUCCUCAUAUUGUGAUAGCACCAGCUCUAGCAGCACCCGAAAAGCCAGGCCACUCUCCCUUAUAGUUCCCAGUCAGACAAGAGAGUGUGGCAGGCAAUUCCACGGUAGUGCCAACAGCCUUGUUGAAGCGGUCUUGAUUUCGGAAGGACUGAUGCAGUUUGCUCAAGAUCCAAAGUUCAUUGAGGUUACCACCCAAGAACUAGCUGAUGCCUGUGACUUGACAAUAGAAGAGAUGGAGAAUGCUGCGGACAACAUUCUCAAUGGUAACAGCAAACCAAGCCCCAAUGGCAACCUCUUGCCUUUUGUUAACUGCAGGGACCCAGGGCAGGACUGUAUGGGCGAAGAAGCAGAAGCAGCCCAAAACCCAGAUUCUAGGAAAAGUCAAGAGGAAUCUAAGGAUACCAGGAUUUAUAUCAGCAGCCUGUAGUUGCUGAAGCUGAAAGUGAUGCUGGUUUUUUAAUUUGUUUCAAUGUUCCUAAUGGGUUUGUUUCAGAAGUGCCUCACUGUUCUCGUGACCAGGAGUAACCAGAACAGCAUUCUUCAUUUAUUUCUGUCGGGAAGAAUUGCAGAGUUGGGUGGUGUAGAGCUUUUCAGGAGUGAAUAUAGAACCCCAGCAUGUGUCCGUGAAGGAAGAAUCAGGAGAAAUCAAAGGCAGUGUGUCAGCUCCCUUCUUUUUUCAGUCCCUGCACAAGGAACAACAGCUGCUUCCUGAAUGUGAAGGAAAACCUCAACUUCCUAUGGAUGGCCGUAGCCAAAAGGACACUGUAUCAAGCGGGUGUCUUUCAAUUCUGCUUGUACAAAAAGGAAUCAUUUUGCACAUGUUCUGUAUGAGCCUCACUGUCUCCAUAAAGCCAAGACCCUUCUGAUCUACAAGUGGAAUAGACUUCUGCAACAGAUCCCACACAUUGCUGAGGAGAAGGAAGCAGAAGUUGCAAGAUAGGAGAUGCAGGUGGCAAUAUUGCAGAUGUUUCUUGAUGGAAAUGCAGAGACUCCCAGGCAGUCUUCUCUGCCAACCAAUCAGAGCUCAGGCAGUCAUCUCUGCCAAAUUGAGUUCAAGACAGUUAGCUGUGCCAAUGGCUCCAAGAGCAUGAAGCCAGCUCUGUCAAAAGGAGUUCAGGCAACCCGCCCAUUUCUAAGAGAGGUGGUGAUGGGCUUAUGUAGAUCUCUCCUUGUUCUUGCUAUUUAAUAUUUUCUUGAAAGCAUGUUCCAAUUUUUAUUUUUGGAUAUUUUAUUUUAUUGUAUUUUAUUUUUUAAGGGAGAGGGAUGGAGUGUUUACAGAGUUUGUAAUCACCUGCCUUUUUGUUUUUCACCUUCACAAAUGUUUAACAUUGAUUUAUUUUUUUGUUUUUGUUUUCUUCCACUGACAUUUGGUAGAAGCUAAUGAUAUUAGGAGUUUUGCCAAUCAUAAUGUAUACCAGACUUUGUAAUUUUAUUUGAAGUAAUGAAAAUUUCCUUUUUUGUUGUUGUUUUAUAAUUUAAAGAUAGUAGGCAAUGCACUUGAUAUAAUCUUGCACAUAUGAAUGAUUGAUUUGGAUUCUUUAUAGUACUAGGUAUAUUUGCAAUGUGUGAACGAAUGAGCAGGACUGGGUGAAUGAGUGAGCAAGUGAAUACACACCUGAAAGUGUGCAACUUGAUACAGUUCUCCAUUUCCUGGUUAUAACUGAAGGAGAGCUUUAUCUGGGGUGAUUUGAGUGCAAAAAUAAAUCACUGUCUCUGCUUUUGAAAGGGGAAUCAGUAACUCUUUGCAUUUUCUGUUCCACAAGAUAUGCAAAAACAAUGCAAUAAUAUUAAUUUUGAAUAAAAUGUGUGAAUUGUGCUGGCAUUAAAACUGUAUAGAAAAACAAAACAAGGGGAUUAAAAACAAACAAAACCAACCAAGUGAGAAGGAGUUAUAUUUCAAUAUAUUCCGUGUGAUGUUUUAUUGCAUUGAUAAAUGUUUCUGUUGAAGAAACCGUAAUACUUGAAUUCAGGUCAGUUUCAGUAUUUUUCAACUAUUUUUUUAAACUGAAUAGCAAUUGUGCCAAGCAAAUAUAAUGAAUUAAGUUUGUUUAAGGGAAAAAAAAUAACAAUUCUUGUAUAUUUUGCUGCAUGUAAAGUAAAUCAUUUCGUAUUUGGAGUGUGCCAAGCUUUACCUUUGAACUUUAAGUGCUUUUCUACAUGUGGUUGGGGGAAAGGGUAUACUAUUUUUUUUUCAUUUUUUAAUUUGUAUAAUGAACAAAGUGUACCUAGUGCUAAGUAAUUAUCCUGCAACCCACUGACAGGUUGAACAUUAACUGAUUUUGCAUAUCUUGUGUUCAUUUUCCUUACUCUGCACUUUCUUAAACAUGCAUGAUCAUGAAUUGGGAAGACUAUCUUGCAUUUUGAAGCUAUGGAUUCUUAUCCAGCUUUCUUCUUUUGCAUAGUUUCUCUCAGUGAUUCUCCUAAUUAAAAAGGUGAAUAAUUCCAUAUGCUAGGAUAAUCAAAUAUAUCCAAUCCUGUAAACUGAGCUGGCAUCAGCAACCUGGGACGAGAAUAUCUUCUUUUUAUUAUAUGCCACAAAUAUUACAGAGAUUAUUGUUAUGACAUCAAAUAAUGAUUGUCAGCAGUUUGUUGAAUAAUUUCUAUAAAUUCAAUAGGACGUAGUAUAUACCUUUAACCAAAUUUGUAUGUGUAGAGAAGCUUCACUUGUGUACUUCAGAAGACUAGUUAAAUAUUUUUCAUGGUAAAAUAAAAGGGAAAGAAACAGAUUAAAGAAAAUAAAUAAGAAUGUAACAUUUAUUGUAACACAUGGCCAAUAUGAAAAAGGAAUAAGAUGCACAAUUAUAAAAUGAAGAAUAACAUAAUAACAGUAACGUGCCAAAAAGUAUUUAGAGAUUGUGAUUAAAAGUCUGAUAUAAGUCAAAAAUCUCAUAAUGAAUAAAUAAGACAAGAAUUUUAUAUUGCAUUAUAUUAACUGAUUUAAAAAUUUAGAAUGUAAUUAUCAUUUUCCAGAACUGAAUUUACAAGACCUUAAUGAAUGAGGAUAAUUCAUAAAAUUACAAAGAACAAAUACAGAAAGACGUGAUAUGGUAGCAUACUAAAAAAAAUAUAGGAAGAAAUAUUGAUCCCUUUCAAAUAUUUAAAAACAGGUGGCAGUUGCUUCUGUAGCCUCAGUUCAUGGAUUCAUACAUGCAGCAAUGUAGUACUUGGAAAUGUUUGAGCAUAUCUAUUACCACCUACCUCCUGAACAUAAGGAAAGCAUUUUGGCAUAAUUCAACAUCAACCACUUGUUUAAGAAUUAGUAGAAUAAUUUGAGUAGUUGAUUAAUAUUGUAAUUAUAUGCUGCUCAGGAUUAAAACUAUAGAUAUAGUUUGCAAUUCAACAUUUGGAAACACUUCUGCAGGUCCACAUGCUCAAUAUAAUAUAAUCCUCUAUAACACACAGGUCUCAAAAGAGGAGGGAAUACAUACAUCAUGAUGAAUAUUCAUUGAUGGGGGAAACAUACAUAAAUCACAGGCCAAAGGCAAUUUGAUGUAAAUAUUUCAAAUACAGUUUCUAACAGAAGCAACUUUCCUUCACAGAAGAUAAAAUGAGUAGUUUUUGGAGCUGCUACUCAUAGGAAAUGUUAUUUUCAAGAAACAAAGGUCAGUCAGUACGAAUCCAAUCUUUGGUUCUCUGAAUACUGAAAUCCAGAUUUCUUCCAAAUCAAGUAAAAUCUACUCUAGAGUGCUGUUUAGAGCCCCCUUCAGAAUUAUAAAGUUGAACACUGAAAUCAUUAUAACCUUUGGUUAAUACAAACAUCCAAAUUAAACUUUCAAAAAAAUGGUUUCUAAUAUUUAUCUACUGGAACACAUCCGAAGAAGCAACUAUCUUUCUGGGUAGUUGGUUUCAUCAUCAAACAGCUCUUAACAGUUAGGAUACUCUUACUAAAAUUUAUUUUGAAUCUGUCUUCCUAUAGCUUAAAUCUAUGAUGUCAACUGUUGCACUCUGAAAUGAGAAAACCAAUCCUGAGGGUUUUUUAUGUGGUCUUCUUUCAGGUAUUUGAAGAGUGCCGUUAUAUCCCUAUUAAGUUGUUUUUUCCUAAGGCCAUCCAUAGUCCUCCACCAAUCUUUCUCUGAGUUACCCUAUACAAUAUUUUACUCCAAUCUGAAGGAACAUGUUGAGUAUCAUGUUCAAGCCAGCUCUGUAUCCAUUCAUAUACCAUCCAGCCUAUACUUAAGCCUAUAUAAACUUUGACAAAUGUAUUCUGAAAUCAAAAUAUAUUAUUCUCACUAAUCUGACAUAUUCAUUUUACCAUUUGUUUCUAGGUGAUAGUUCAUUCAGAAGUGUGAAAGCAUAUCAGUUUACUGAGAUUUCUUUAAACUCCAGUCUUUCAAAAAUAUCCUACAAUAAAUAAUUUUAGAUACUUAGCAUCAUUGUUUGUCAUACUACACAUCUGUUUCUAUCUUCACAGUACAAAACUAAAUUUCUUCUACUAUAUUAAAGUAUUAGAAUCUGAACAUUCCUUUUCUGUUCUGCAAUGUAACUAUUAUUUUUCUUUAGGGUACUUAUACUCCGUUCUUCAAAGCCAAACAAACCCUGCCUUUACUAUGAGCAUAAUAAAUAGUCAUUAAUUGAGCUAUUGAAAGUUUCAAAAGCCCUGCAAAAUGUUUUUAAAUAGCCAAAAUAUUCAUAACUAUUGAUAAAUCUUGCUCACUAAAAUCUUUGUGCAUGUUAAUCAUAAAACAUAAAAUAGUUUCCCUGAAAUUAGAAACUUGCUAUCAGUCAAUAAAUAUAGAGCCUAUAAGACAAAGAUACAAAAUCUGCCAGAGUAUUAAAUUCCUUUUCCUUCUAGUUAUUUAUCUAGUCUUCCCCUUGAUAUCAUCAUGGGGGUCUAGUUCAUAUCAGCAUCUUGAUUACUGGGUUGCAGUGCCUUGGAGUAAAUUCAAACUUAAUGAGAUAAGUACAACUGUGCUAGUUGUAAUUUUGACCUUGGGUAAAGAAAUUGCAAAAGCACAUGAGCCAAAGCAGACAUGUUCUUGUGGGUUAAUUUAAAUUGCUGACUUUUGGCCAUAAUAAAGAAUUCCCCAAGCACCCACUAACUGGGAGAAUUAAUUUAUUGUUCAACUACAGUAAAUGAAACAUCACAAAGUAAAAGAAGUAAAACUUCACAUUACCUAAAGUUCAGAGAUACUUUACAUUGUGCAGAAUAUGAACAAUAUGAAUCUCAAGACCAAAUGCUAUUAAUCUACAAUACGGCUUAUUCCCAUAGAAGCAUACUGUAAGUCCAGAAAAGGUUAAUGUUUGCAUACAAAUUUAUUUCAGAUCAUCAUGAACUUUUCCCAAAUUUUCUGGGGCUUUUAAUAUUGCAUUGAUAGCAUAUUAAAAAACCUCUAUUACUACUCAUAUAUCUCAGAAACAGCUUAAAGUUUUUCAUCAGAAUUAGUUCACACUUAGUUCAUCCAUUGUAUAAGAAGCACUCAAUUGGCAAGAAAUUGUAAUAUAUACACAUAUAUUAAUGCAUUAAUGCAAUUAAUGCAUAUACACAGUAGUCCUAAAAUGUAUGCUAACCCUCAUUCCCAAUACAAAUAUAUAUUACAAAUUCUGAUGAACAAGGAAUAAGAUUAAAAACAACUAGUUGAAUUAUUUUAUAUCAGUUGUGAAAAGGGUUAAAGUAUGCAAUUACAAAAUUAUUACUUGUGAUAACGUUCUGUUUACCAACACCAAGAUGUUUUCAGGUCAAGCUCAGAUACUGGUGACUUACAUAGAUACAAACAUAUUUUUAUGAGAUAAACAAGUGGUUUGCCAAUGCCUUCUUUCAAGAUUUUUUUAAACUUCCCAGUAAUACUUCCAAGGUUUUCCUCCUUAGCUUCCUAGAUCAGCCGAGGUCAGCUAGGUGCUGCCAGGAUCUUUUAUUUACAAGAUUGAAAUCCACAGGUAGCAUAGUACCAGUGUAACUGGUCAUAUAUGGUGCUAUUUCCUUAUCUUCUGUGGUAUAUAAGCACCUUUUGCCCAGUCUUUGCAAAUGCCAAAUUGCUUUAUUUAUUUAAUUGGUAUAAGAAUUAAAUUGUGACAUUGCACAUUCAGGUAAAACAUAGCUGCAGUAAGUGAUGGCAUAAGUAACGACUACUGAACAAUGCCAGAUCUAUACAAAAAGAAGAAUACAGAAGCAUGUUCACCAGAUGAUAGUGAAGAAUAUGUCAUUUAUGAAUUGAUCAAAAGGAAUAAUUUCUGUACUGAUCAAGUAGUAUAUAAAGUAAUCUAUUUAUAUCGCCAAUUUCUGCAUAUUUGCUAACAUGUUUUGAGACUAUAUAUUUAACAGUUAUUCUAAAAGGCUCUUAUCUGAACUAUUCAUUUGUGUAUAUUCUCUAAGCCUCAUAUGAAUAUGCAUAAUAAUUUUUUAUGCAAGUUACAGUCAAAAUAAGUGAUAACAUUCCAAAAGCCUAGGGAAGAGUAUUAAUAAACUCUUUACAUAAGGUAUGGUGCUUAUUUUGUGCUUAUGUAAAAAAAUAAAAGAUCUAUGAGUGCUCAAAGAUCUGAAAAGGGAUAAUAUUUAGGGUAAGUUAUUUUGCCAUGAUUAUGCAUUUGGGAUAUUAGUUACAUCUCCAAUUAAAGAAGAACAAUUCAAUACUCAGCUUGGUAGCAACACUUGCUUCAUUUCUGAAAACUAUCAGUAUAUAUGAACACUAACAUAUUAGUCUCAAUUUGCACCCUUUUGAAUGUUGAUCAGUUAAAACAAAACUGUAUCCUGUAUCUAAAUGAGAAAUUGGUGGAUAAAAGGGAAGUUUGCUGGUGCCAGCACAUUUUGCUGGUGGGUAGUUGGCAGUUCAGCUCACAUGGCUGUAACCUAGAAAGAGAGAAACUUCAAAUGGGUAUGAGCAAAGAGCUACUGCCUCCUUUAAGCGGGGCGAAGUUUGGGGCACAAUAGAAAAAAGAUUUGAUUUCAUAACAUGUUCUCUUUUCCCUUCAUAUUGAGCUUAUAUGCUGGAUACAAUCAUUGCACUGCAGCUGGAAGCUUUACAGAAUCUAAAGACUGGGCUGUUUCUUAGAAGGGAAAAUGCAAGCAUCACUCUUGAGUUUGUCUACUUGUGCAACAACUAAAGACAUUGAUUGCAAAUACCAAGAUUUCCAUCUUCCCCAGCCAUCUUGGUAAUUCCACCAGAUCAAUUAUUUUGGAUCUAUUUUUCUUUUUCUUCCUUCUGCUGUAUGAUUUAAAUGAUGGGAGGGAACAGGAAUUAAUGAUCCAGAGCAGGCGUUCCCUUAGCCCCAGAAUUUCUCUGCAUCGUCUACCUCUUCAGGUGAACACACAUGAUGAAGAAGUUUCUGAUUAUGAUGAUGCAGAUACUGCUGCUACUGCAAGGGAUCCAAUCUGCUUUAUUAACCAAACUCCCACUGUCUGAGGAAGCAGCCAAAGGAGCACUAUGUACAGGAUUGCAUCUAUUCUGGUUUGUUUUCUACCCGUGGCCCCAUAUCAUUGAUGACUAUGAAGACAACAACAAAAAAGGGCAAAUGCAUUUUUUUACAUUUCUUGAUAAUUUUCAAAGCAAUGUAUCAUUGCUUUCUUUAAAUUGAUGCCAAUAUAACAAUUGUAUGGGUCUCA